AUGGCAAAAAGAACACGCUCCCACCUGGGUCUUCCCCAGAACCCGGACAACCCUCAGACAGACCAGGAUAACCCGAACCAGGAUCACGCCUCAGGACCCCUUUUCACCCAUGUGAACCCGGACGAGAACCAAGCAAUCAACCCCAAUGAUGCACGGGUCAGGAUCGAAGCGAACCAAUACAAGUACACCGAUGUCCCGGUCACCACCCUCCACCUGUCCCAGCUCACCAAUGUAGAGUUGGCCGAAGCCAUCCGGCAGUACCAUGACCGCCGGGAAAGCAACCGCAGACUUGAGGACAUCGGUGAAUCCGAGGAUUCCGGGAACAGCCGUCAAUCCCGGGGUUCCGUCUUCGACCGGAUCGGAGACAAAGCAAAGAAAAAGAAACAAAAGGAAAGUGAGGAAACCCGGCUGAAAAUCUUGGCUGAAAGGAAAGAACAGAUCCGGAAAGAGGAAGAAGAAAAACUUGAGCAAAAAAUCGCCCUCCGGAUUCAACUCGAAGAGGAAAAGUUGACAAAAGGAUCCCGGUCCAAGCGCUACCGGAAGGAAACAACACCCGAACUCAUCUCUGAUGACGAGGAUGAGAGACCGGGGCAAACCAACCUCAGAGACAUGAUCAAUGAACUCAACCGGAAAAUCGGAAAUGAUGCUGGGCUUGAAAUUGGGGGAACCCUGACUCCCUUCAGCCACUCCUUGGAAUCCAUACCCCGACAAAAGGGUAUGAAACACUACAACUUUGAAUCUUUCAAUGGACUAGGAGACCCGGAGGAACACCUGCAUUACUUUGAACAGAUAGCCCAAAUUUACUGGUACAAUGAUCUAACCAAAUGUCGCUUCUUCGCAUCCACAUUCAAGGGAGGGGCCCAGAGGUGGUUCAGCCGGAUCCCCUCCCGGAGCAUCGGGUCCUGGAAAGAUUUCAGGGAAGCCUUCCUCAGAAGGUUUCGAGCAAACAAGACACAUGAACUCCAUAUGUGUCACCUGGAAACGGUUCGCCAAUAUGACAAUGAGGCACUCUCAGACUACAUGAAACGUUUCCAGGAAGCAAUCAACAAAAUUUCCAACCUGGAUGAGCGCGAGGCUCUGAGCAUAUUCCGAAGGAACCUGGACCCGGAACAAAAUGAGAGAUAUGUGGUCGAGUUGAUCAACAAAGAACCCCAGAGCCUGGCAGCUGCCUAUGCCAUGGCUGCAAAAUUCAUUAAGGAAACCGAUGUGCUCCAAGCAAUGAGGAUGACCCGACAGGGCAGUUCAAAAGGAAAACAAGUCGAAGAUAGACCCAGGAAAGAAUAUCACCAGGAUAAGAAAUUCAAACCGGACAGACAGACAAACUUCAUCCAGCAAUCAGGUUCUAAGAGAACCAGCCAACAGGGAUCCGGAUCCAGAAGUGACCCCGGUCCAAACAAAACAACCAGGGAACCGAAACCAGAGCCCGACUGGACCCCUCUCAACAGAUCCCGCGAGGACAUACUCAAAGAAAUCAGAGAUAAACCAUUCUACUACCCACCAAAACCUAUGCAGACUCCUCCAGAGAGCAGACCCGCUAACCGACAUUGUGACUAUCAUGGCACCCACGGUCACAAAACGGAAAAUUGCAUAUCCCUCAAGUAUUUCAUUGAAGAGCAAAUCAGCAAAGGCAACAUGGGGCAAUACAUAGCCCGGAACACAGCAAACAAGGGAGAUGGUUCGGGGAAACAAAAGAACAUUGUCAACGUAGUACUGGGCGGAUCCUGUUCCCCUCCCCCCAGCCCGGACUCUUGUCAAGAAAUCAUGUCCAUCCAAGCCUUCCCCGAACAAGUCAUCUCCUUCAGCAGCAAGGACUUCGAGGGAGUCACCCGGGGUCACAAUCAGGCCCUGGUGGUAACCUUGGAUAUAGCCGAGAAUGAGGUCAGACGGUCGACAAUGGCUCUUCAGCGAACAUCUUGUUUAAACACACCAUGGAUCGAAUGGAGCUAG
Molecule: messenger RNA, 1947 nt
Organism: Daucus carota subsp. sativus
Lineage: Eukaryota; Viridiplantae; Streptophyta; Magnoliopsida; Apiales; Apiaceae
Exons: 1
Coding region: 1-1947 (648 amino acids)
Source: RefSeq, a predicted model, not a curated record